GAAGUCACAGUCCAAGAAAGGGCAAUGUCGUCAUCGUGCUCCCACUGGUGGCACGCCCCCGUCUACAUCGCCGCCACCAUCGCGCUCGUCGUCGCCGCCAUAUCCGCCUCCGGCUCCACCCGAUUCUCGCCACCCCCAACCGCCGAUGACGCUCUCCGCCGCGCCGGAUUCCAUCUCACCGCCGCCGUUCUACAUCUCUCCCCUUCUUCUCCCCUCCCGUCCUCACGCCCCGCCACGCUCUUCGCCCCUCCGGAUCCCGCCUUUACCAACCUCUCCCUCACUUCCGCCGCCGCCCUUCUCCAACGCCACUCCCUUCCUAUCCUCCUAACCCUGGCCGACCUCCGGCGACUCCCUCAAGGCUCCUGCCUCUCCAGAGAACUCACCAUCUCCCCGCUCUUCAGCUCCAAUAACUCGAUCGCCAUCAACGGUAUUGCGAUCUCUCACCCAGAUCUCUACUUGUCCGAAUCCCACGCCAUCCACGGCAUCACCGGCGGGUUCCCCGACGUCGCCUGCGGCGGCCCUGCAACACCGAUCCCGUGGUCGCGGGUGACACGAGCCCUGGGAUCGCGCGGCUACGUGGCGUUCACGGUGGGUUUGCUCACGGUUCUCGGCGCCAUCGAGCCCACGGCGAGGACGCUGGACCAGGUUACCAUUUUUGCACCGCAGGACAUCGGUUUCCACCAAGUAACCGGUUCCCGCGCGACGCUGGAGGGAACCAUUAGGCGACACGUGGUGAUUGGGAGGUACGAUUACCGUGAUCUCAUGUCGCUUAAGGUCGGCGAGGAGAUCAGGACGAUGGCGAAGGACGAUAGGCUUACAAUCACCGCGAGUGGUGAUACAGGGUUGGUGAUGAUCAAUGGGGUUCAGAUCACGGAGCCGGAGGUGUAUACAACACGGGGAGCAGUGGUGCACGGUAUCCCCCGUUACUUUCGGGUUGGGAACCACACGUCAUCUGAUCUGUUGCUGACCGUCCGAUCAAUACACUUGUUGAUUGUGAACGUGAAUCUCAAGGCAGCUGGGUGUGAUGUUUUCAUUUAUCAUCUUCUGUGUUUUGUUGCCGCUGGCAAAGUUUGUAGUAAAUAGUAGCAAACAGUGUGACAAAAUCAAAUCACAUCCUCAGUAAUUAGUAUAAGUUUUGGUAGAAGACUAUUUUCACCAAACCUUUA
This is a messenger RNA of Dioscorea cayenensis subsp. rotundata (Guinea yam), 1166 nucleotides long. Its product is annotated as fasciclin-like arabinogalactan protein 21. The coding region runs from base 25 to 1083 and encodes 352 amino acids. Lineage: Eukaryota; Viridiplantae; Streptophyta; Magnoliopsida; Dioscoreales; Dioscoreaceae. The transcript has a single exon. The record is from RefSeq and is a predicted model, not a curated record.